This is a messenger RNA of Paramecium tetraurelia, 1486 nucleotides long. RefSeq lists its product as uncharacterized. The record is from RefSeq and is a predicted model, not a curated record. NCBI's taxonomy places the organism in Eukaryota, Ciliophora, Oligohymenophorea, Peniculida, Parameciidae. The transcript has 5 exons. Gene Ontology annotation, biological process: peptidyl-lysine monomethylation. Gene Ontology annotation, molecular function: protein binding; protein-lysine N-methyltransferase activity.
AUGUUACUUUAAAUCUGUGUUCUGGCAAUCGCUCUUUCAUUAUCCUUGGCCUAAGAAGAUUCAGAAUAUGAACUAAAGACUAAGUCGAAACGUUAAACAUAUGAUGACCCAGAUCCUUAUAGAAACCUGAUUUAGUGGUUGAAGGAUGGCAAAGCAGAAGUCUCUAAAGUGUAAAUCGAAGUCAAGAGCGAAGGUUAUAGGACACUCAGGGCAUCUCAAUUUAUUCGUUAAGGAGAGUGGGUACUCUUCAUUCCUCGCACUCACUAUCUUUCAUUGGAGGAAGUCAAGAAGAGUUGUCUCAUCAACAGAAAGAUGAUUCAACUCAACUACAUCCCCAACAACAUCCAGACCUACUUUGUUAAUCACUUACUUCAGGAGAAUAGAAGACAAAAUUCCUUUUGGAAACCCUACAUCGACGUGUUGCCAAAAGACGUGAGUGGAUUUCCAACCUACUUUGAUGCAGAGUAAGAUGCACUACUGAAGGGAUCCCCAACUCUAUUCACAGUCAUGAAUCAAAGAAAAAUAUUCAGAGAGGAAUACGAUAAUCUGAAGGAGGCCGUGAAAGAAUUCUAAAGAUACGGAUAUACCUACAAUGAUUUCAUUAAAUUCAGAAUUCUCACCAUAUCUCGUAGUUUCCCUGUCUACAUAGGUGAGAAUGAAUAACAGUAAUUAUUGGUUCCUUUGGCUGACUUCGUCAAUCACGACAAUAAUGGAUUUCUGUAAUAUGGGUAUUCUCCAGAUGCAGAUGGAUUCUUUAUGUAGGCAGUCAGAAAUAUUUAAAAAGGAGAAGAACUAUUUUAUAAUUACGGUCAAUGGUCAAACAAAUACUUUUUUAUGAAUUACGGUUUUGCCAGUCUGACAAAUCCAAUGAAUCAAUUUGACUUUGAUGUUUGUUUGGAUAGAAAUGACAGGUUGUUCAAUCUCAAAGUCGAUUUGACUGGAGGAAACAUCUGUUGGGGAAAUAGACUAGUCAAUGAAACUGAUCACGACACUUUCAGACAAGCAUUGGCUACUGUCAGAUUUGCUUAAAUAUCUAAAUUGGAUGAUUUCUUAUAAUUGGAGGAAGAUGUUGAAAACUACAAUUAAUUUUGGCCAGGAUGGCACACUACACCAAAAACUAUUGCCUUAGAAAAGGCUACAUUCAAGGCCUUUAAAGAAUUACUAGUUUCUGAAUUGGCUAAUUUUGCUAGUUCUAUUGAAGAUGAUCAAAGAAGAUUGAAUGAUCCUUCCACUCCGGAGUUUAGAAGACAUAUCAUUAUGUUGACUAUGAGGGAAAAGUAAAUCAUUAAGAAGAACAUUGAAGUUUGUGAUAUGAUGUUGUCUGUUAUUGAUAAGACUUCAGAAUAAUUAAAGGAUUUAAUGAGAUAUUACAAUUACAGAGAAAUAGCACGAUUUGUAAAUAGCGAAAUCAUUCCAAUGAAAUUAGAAGAAGAAGGACUUGCAUGAUUAAUAUAAUGUUUAAUAAAUAUAUAUAUUACCAUUAAAA